GGUGUGCACCUUGCGUCCUCCUCCCGAGUCCCGUCCCCUGCCACAGCUCCACCCAAGUUUCUGCUACGAGUGACUGUGUGUAUGUAUCACGUUUCGUGUGACGGUUGGAGAGGGAACAUGGCCUCCCUAGCAACCAGAUCAGCGCAAACGGAGCAGCCCGGCUCGCAGGAAGAUGGCAGCUAUUGCAGUGUUGGUGAAGAUAGUGCACAAAACUGGAAGCUAAAAGCUGAACAAGCAAAGAAAGCAGAAUUUCUCCGUGAAACAGAGAAACUCAAACACCAAAUAGCAGUACUAGAAAAAGACAAGAACGGACAUCUGUAUAAUAAGAAUAAUGACUUCAGAAUUGACUACAGUGCACUGGAAGAAUAUGAGCAAAGGCUGGCGAGCAGCAGGAAAGUAGACAAAGUUAAAACUGAGCAACAACUAUCAAAAAUACAUAAUAAUGUGAAGAGGCUCCAGCUCCAGUUAAAAGAUGUCAAACCUACUCCAGAGUUUGUUGAGAAACUUAGAGAAAUGAUGGAAGAUGUAGACAAUGCAAUUUCUGCUUUUAAAGAAGAACAGCGGAUAAUAUUUGAAGAGCUAAUGAAGGAAGAAAAGACAACUACUAUUGAGCUGACCGUCCUGGAGAAGAAAAUUGAGGCAUCAUUAAACAAUGUGCCAGGACAGUCGUUUAGGGCCCCCACUGGUAAAGCUGUAAUAGACACCGUUGUUUUCAGCCGGCUCCCAGAAGAAGUGGUGGCAUUUGAAAAGUUUCUGCAACAGACAGGAGGGCGUCUGGGAGGAUGGGAUGAUUUCGACCACCAAAGCUUCCUAAAAGUGUGGACCAAACAUAAGGGCAAGCCCUCAUAUCUAGAAGAGGCAUUGGCAUACCUGCCAAGCAGAACACAGGAGGAUGUACAACAACAUGAAGCCUGGUAUCAGGAGUUUCUCUGUCUAGAGGAGAAGAAGAAAGACUCUAUUCAGAAGUGGAAAUCAAGAAAGCAGCAAGAAAAGCAGGAAAUGUCAAAGCUUCAGGAAAAGACAAAAGAAGUUACAGAGUUCGAUCGGUGGCAGCGUGAAGAGGCUCAAAAACAGAAAAUAGAAGAGGAAAAGAGAAAGCGGCAACAGGAAGUUGAGGCCUGGAAGAGGCAGAAGGAGAUUGAGGCUGCUGCACAACUUGAAGAAAAACUGAAGGAAGAGGAAGAGCGUCAGAGAAAACAGAGGAAAGAGCGCCAGCGUCAGCUGGAAGUCAGGCUGAUAGUGGAGGAGCAUGCACGGAUUAGGAAAGAGCAAGAAGAGUUUCUAAGACUGGAAAAAGAAGUCAUGGAAGAAGCAGAGAGGGAAGAGAAGAGGAGACUAGCUGCAUAUGAGAUAUAUCGAUUUCAAGAUAGGGAUCAAAAUAAACUUGAGGAAAGGGCAAAUGAAAAAAGGGCUAAAGAAGAAGCUGAAAAAGAAAAAGAAAAGAGACUAGCAAAAUUAAAAGAAAAGGUACAAGUUCAUGUUGAAAGAGAUCCUUCCAGACUAUGUAAGCUUACUAAAGGAUGGGAAGAACGCUGCAAAAACAUAGGCCCAACGGGUUCCGGUCCAGCUUUGAGCAUUCCACACCGAGCUGUGCCAACAUGGAGACAAGGUUUAUAGGCUGCCAAUAUAAAGAAAAUAACAGAUUAACAAAAAGACUUGGAUUAUGCAUUAGACUAUGGUUAAUCGAGACAUUUCUCCCUACGUACCUUGGCCCUCAUUCCGAGUUGUUCGCUUGUUGCCGAGUUUCGCUAUAUUGCGAUUAGUCGCUUACUGCGCAUGCGCAAGGUUCGCAGAGCGCAUGCGCUUAGUUAUUUUACACAAAAGUUAGGUAUUUUACUCACGGCAUAACAAGGAUUUUUCAUCGUUCUGGUGAUCGGAGUGUGAUUGACAGGAAGUGGGUGUUUAUGGGCGGAAACUGGACGUUUUAUGGGUGUGUGCGGAAAAACGCUGCCGUUUCUGGGAAAAACACGGGAGUGGCUGGAGAAACGGGGGAGUGUCUGGGCGAACGCUGGGUGUGUUUGUGAAGUCAAACCAGGAACGAAACUGACUGAACUGAUCGCAGUGGCAGAGUAAGUCCCGAGCUACUCAGAAACUGCAAAGAAAUUUCUAUUCGCAAUUAUGCGAAUCUUUCGUUCACAAUUCUGUUAUGCUAAGAUUCAAUCCCAGUAGGCGGCGGCUUAGCGUGUGCAAUGCUGCUAAAAGCAGCUUGCGAGCGAACAACUCGGAAUGAGGGCCCUUAUGUUACACAGUAGUUCUGCAGACUGAUGGCUGAGGAUUACCGAUCCUUGCUCCUGAUUUCAGCACAAAUUACAGAAUAUUUUUGCUGCCUUUGUGAAGGAAAUGGGGUAGGUUCUGGAGCAUGCAAUCUGCAUAGGCAGAGCUGAGAAAUGGACUGUUUGCUCUAAUGUUUCCCUGAUCGUUUUAAUUGUCUUUUUUGACUUAUAAUUUUUAAUUACAUUUUCAGUAAAAAAAAUAUGUUAUGCUAAGAGCUGACAUACUUGUAAUUUAAGAAAAAUCUAGUUGAAAAUUAAAAGAUAUUUAGUUUU
Messenger RNA from Pseudophryne corroboree (corroboree frog), 2546 nucleotides. It is a transcript of the gene CCDC112, whose product is annotated as coiled-coil domain containing 112. The transcript is spliced from 10 exons. Bases 82 to 1617 code for a protein of 511 amino acids. The record is from RefSeq and is a predicted model, not a curated record. Lineage: Eukaryota; Metazoa; Chordata; Amphibia; Anura; Myobatrachidae.